Protomyces lactucae-debilis is the source of this 1089-nucleotide messenger RNA. Its product is annotated as NADP-dependent oxidoreductase domain-containing protein. Gene Ontology annotation, cellular component: cytosol. Gene Ontology annotation, molecular function: D-arabinose 1-dehydrogenase [NAD(P)+] activity. NCBI's taxonomy places the organism in Eukaryota, Fungi, Ascomycota, Taphrinomycetes, Taphrinales, Protomycetaceae. The coding region runs from base 1 to 1089 and encodes 362 amino acids. The record is from RefSeq and is a predicted model, not a curated record. Gene Ontology annotation, biological process: dehydro-D-arabinono-1,4-lactone biosynthetic process. The transcript has a single exon.
AUGAUGCGGUCCCCGACGAGGCCAAAGGCGAUACCUGUGCCUUCAAAGCUGACUCUGAAGACACUUGGUCCACUGACUUUCGGUGCCGGCACGUUUUCUGGAAGAUAUGAUAAUCGAGACUGCGACCCGGUACAGCUUGUCAAAGCAGCAUACGAAUUAGGCAUAAGACAGUUCGAUACAUCACCGUACUAUGGUGAGUCCGAGACACUACUUGGCAAUGGUCUGCAAGCAUUAUUCGAGACUGGUGUUGAACGAGAUGAUGUCUUUGUCAUGACCAAAUGUGGACGCUAUGACGUGUGGGACUUUGACUACUCUCCAGACAAUAUUGUGAGAUCUGUCAAAAUGUCUUGCAAGAAGCUACAUGUCGCGUACUUGGAUGUCGUGUAUUUGCACGACGUGGAAUUUGUUACAGAGUCCCAGGUCGACGAAGCUGCUAAGACUCUUUUUGAGCUAAAGAGCACUGGACUUGUUCGUCAUGUCGGGAUCUCCGGGUACCCACUAGAUGUGCUCGUCAAGUAUGCCAAUGCCGUGAAGACAACAGCCGGGCAGUCUUUGGAUCUCAUUCUAUCCUAUUCGCAAUACAACAUUCAAAACACGACGCUGACUAAAGUCAUUCCUCGUCUGUUGCAAGAAGCCGGUGUAGAGCAUGUGUUAAGUGCGUCGCCGUUGUCAAUGGGCCUCUUACGGACUACCGGUCCACCAGAGUGGCAUCCUGCCUCUGCCUUCCUGAAAGGUAAAGUUCAAGAAUCGAUUGAAUACUUGCAAAGCCUACCACCGACGGAGCAGGUGGGCAAAGAAGUGGCAUGGACUUUGCCAAACGUUGCACUUGGCUUUGCUUUACGCCACGCACCAGAAGAUGGCAUACGGUCUACCGUCAUUGGCUUUACGGCCGUGUCAGAAAUCCGCGAGAGUGUAGAGUCGUAUUGGCAGUCGCUGCAGCCUGCUUCAGAGGCGUCCAUUCAGGCGCGUAGUAAGGUCGAACAGGGUGUACGCCAGGUCUUGGGUAAGGCCCUUGACGAAACUUGGCAAAGUCCACCAGAAAUGGCCCGUAUAGCAGAUCCUGUGCCGUCUGCAGACAGCGGCAACUGA